UAGUAUUCAAUCAAGUAAGCGACGUGCAGGAAACUACUAGAAAAGUUAAGACUUCUUCCGCCAUGCAAAUGAGGAGUGGAAUAUUCUUAGCACUAUGUCUAUGGUUAUCUGUGAAUGAAAGCCAAGCCCUACUGGAGCACGAGACGGAGUCGAUCAAUAAGUGCAUUAAGAACUAUGGGGGACUAACUACGGAGAUUGCUGAACGACUGCAGAGGUUCAAGCAAUGGUCGGAUGGUUACGAAGAAAUCCCAUGCUUCACGCAGUGCUACUUGACUGAGAUGUUCGAUUUUUACAACAACCGGACUGGUUUCGAUGCAUCCGGAAUCGUGAAAGCGUUUGGAAGUCCUGUCUACGAUGCCUGCCGAAGGAAACUGGAGCUGCCAGCGAGUUCUAGCCAGAGCAGCUGUCAACAUGCCUACGAGGGAUUCCACUGCAUCACCAAUAUGGAAGAUCACCCGUUCACGUUGAUUGAAAACAUGGCGAGCCUCUCACAGUCAGCGAAGAAUGCGAUGAAGGACUGCCUGCAGGAUGUGCACCUCGACGAGUGGAAGAGCUUCGCUGCCUUCGCCCACUAUCCGGUUAGGGAACCGAUUCCCUGCUUCACUCGCUGCUUCAUCGACAAGCUGCACAUCUUCGAGGAAAAGACGCGUCUCUGGAAACUGGGGCUCAUGAGGGAACACCUGGGCGUUCCACCCAAAGCAGCUCGCAUUAGGACAUGCCACCAACAACGUGACAAGGACAGAUGUGCCACCUACUACAAGCAGUUCACUUGCUAUGCCAUCGCUGGCUAAGUGAAUCGCAACCUAUCCCAAAAACUAAAAACAAACUUUCAAAAAGGUUGAAU
Messenger RNA from Drosophila eugracilis, 844 nucleotides. RefSeq lists its product as uncharacterized. Gene Ontology annotation, molecular function: odorant binding. Gene Ontology annotation, biological process: sensory perception of smell. Lineage: Eukaryota; Metazoa; Arthropoda; Insecta; Diptera; Drosophilidae. Bases 63 to 791 code for a protein of 242 amino acids. The record is from RefSeq and is a predicted model, not a curated record. The transcript is spliced from 3 exons.